Actinia tenebrosa (Australian red waratah sea anemone) is the source of this 2413-nucleotide messenger RNA. RefSeq lists its product as uncharacterized. The record is from RefSeq and is a predicted model, not a curated record. NCBI's taxonomy places the organism in Eukaryota, Metazoa, Cnidaria, Anthozoa, Actiniaria, Actiniidae. Gene Ontology annotation, molecular function: protein binding.
UAAARCAUUUUAAUACUCUUGGUGGGAGCGAAACCUUAGACUAGAAACGGAAAUCRUCCACGAUCUCAUCUGAAAUACAACUGCCGUUAAAUGUUACUCUCAGGCGUYAUUGAAGCGGAGCAAARAUAACUCGACUACAUUAACGUGGGACGUACGAGGAAAUUAGGACACGCCACUUUGGCUUGGUGUCGUCUGUGAUCGUUGCCUUAUUUUGAUCUAGCGGAUAUUCCCUAAAUCUUUGAAAUUGUUUAGUGCGCUACGUCUCUAUAAAUCGCUCUGACAUUUGGUAGUUGAACUAUGGCAAGCAACAAAAACAUGACGAUCACAAACCAAGUUGUGAAGGAAGGGUUGAUUCAUAAAAAGAGCACCUUACUGAAACAAUGGAGGCAGAGAUUUCUAGUGCUCAAUCGCGAAACCUUGUGCGUGUUCAAGAAAGAAAGAGACCAAAAAAAGGGCCGUACAGCUAAGGAACGAAUAUUCCUGAUAGAUAUUACAUCGUUCGAAAAAUAUACGUCUAAGAAGAGAAAAUUUUGCAUGAGUAUUUUAGCAGAUGGAAGGAGCUAUCAUUUCAGUUGUGCUUCUGAAAUUGAUAGAGAAUUGUGGAUGCGUGCKAUUACGACGGCUCAAAAUCAAGAGAAAGAGCUAGAGGAAAAUGAUCCUAUACGAAUGAAAAGUAUGAAACUAACUGGGGGACUUAAGAGAAUCACGAUUGAAAGGCAAAAAGGUAUGGGAUUAGGAUGUACUAUCAAAAAUGUCGGUGGAGUAAUCUUCGUUAAUCGAAUUUUAGAGCAAGGAACUGUCUCGAGCAGCGGAGUACUUCGUCCAGGUGACCAGUUGGUCGAUAUCAAUGGGAUCGAACUGACUGGAAGAAGCGUAGCUGAAAUUAGUGAAAUCAUCCGCUCAAGCCCUGAGCAAGUCGUCUGUACAGUCAAGCUCGCUACCGACUUCCGGGUGGUAGAUACCCAUGUURCACCGCGCACCGACUACGCUGAAAUCGACAUUUCGUCUCUCAAACCACGUGACGACAGCGAAUCCUCAGAAAGCGAAGAAUCUGUCCAUGAAGACGGACACAGCUCUGCAGAAAACGUCAAUGGMAACCCAGAAACUACAGAAGACGACAAGAUUACAGCUAAGCCACCUGUGAAAUAUGAAGAACCGGAGUACGAUGACGUCAUCCCUGGYAAUCUUCAAAAAAGACACUCUUCCCCCUUACGUCACAGCCCUGAAGAAUCCGCGAACACCCCGAACCAGCCAAAAAAUGAAGAAGGGAACUUGAAUUAUUUAGAACUUAAUUUUCCCUUGUACGACAGACCUCGCUUGAAAAGCGAGCCAAUAAAUAUGCCGACGACAGAAAACAAGAAACCCGUUGCUCCUAUCGCUGCCUAUGCAUACAUAGAACUAGACUUUAAAGACAAACCGCAAGCCGACGAAUUUACGAAGCUGAAUGUCGAGAGUGUCAAUGAAUAACAGAGAAAAAUGUGUGCAAGGAAAAUUAUUCAUACUCACGUAAAACCAGGUUAAAUUAGUUUAUUAAGAAAAAUAUUUGAAUGAAAACUAAUACGAUGCUAUGAAUCGCGAUUUGUCUCGUAUUUCAUAAAUAAGAAGUGAUUAUAUUUGAUUAAGUAGAAAUGCUUUGGGUGAUUUGUAAGAUUGAUAUAUGAUGAUAAUAUGUUUGAUUGAUGUGUUUUCGUGCUGCCCUGGUUGUUAGCGAAUGAUUAAUUUGCUGUUCGAGAUUUUUUUCUUCUUUUUUUGCGUGAAAAUGCAUUUAUGUUGGUUGAAUACACAAAGCUGUUUCCGUGUUUGUCUUGCUUAUCAAUCAACAUGUUAGCUAUGGCUGUUGGAAGUGGAUGCCAAACCCUCCUAAAGAAUAUGGUUUGUCCAAAGGACGAAUUGUUCUAUUUCUUUCCGCUGGGGCCCAUCAUGUGACAAUAUUCGUAAGCUUAUUCGUAAACUUCGUAAUACAUUCACAAUUUCUUUUUUAGCAGGCUCACMCAAGCGAUGUUGCGUGAUUUUGUUGCAACAUGUGUCACCCCGGUUCAAAUUUGUUGCGUGCAAUGUUGCACCGUGUGUCCGCACCUUAAAAAACGGUCGCGGUGAUUUGAAACUCGUUCGAAAUGACAUUUCUAAAAUACUUAUUCAACUAUACUAUAUUUAACUACCUUUUAAUGGCUUAAUUUUUACUACGGAAAACUGCUUUCCCUACAGCUAUACUAGCGAGCUAGAGUUCACAAAAUGCUCUCUAGGUAAUGGCUCGCGCCGUUUACCUUAACAAAGUUGGCUCAAAACUGAGUAAGCAAAUCGUACAUAAAAAGAUACCCGUUUGUAGAUUUCUGACAACGAAGUAUCAACUUAUMAACUAUAUAAAACUAAUAAAACGCGUCGUAAUAAAAAGAACCACAAGAGUACAAAUACA